Molecule: messenger RNA, 798 nt
Organism: Orycteropus afer afer
Lineage: Eukaryota; Metazoa; Chordata; Mammalia; Tubulidentata; Orycteropodidae
Product: tumor necrosis factor ligand superfamily member 14-like
Biological process (GO): immune response
Cellular component (GO): membrane
Molecular function (GO): tumor necrosis factor receptor binding
Source: RefSeq, a predicted model, not a curated record
AUGGAGAACACAGCUGUGCGGCCUUCGGUGUUCGUGGUGGACGGACAGACGGACAUCCCAUUCAGGAGGCUGGGGCGUGGCUGCCAGAGACAGGCCUUCAGCGCUGCCAGGCUGGGCCUGGGCCUCCUCCUGCUGCUGCUGGGCACCGGGCUGGCCGUGCAGGGCUGGUUCCUGCUGCAGCUGCACCGGCGGCUGGAGGAGAUGGGCGCCCGCCUGCCUGUCGGGGACGCAGGUUCCUGGGAGCAGCUGGUUCAAGGUGAGUCCCCUCAACCUUGGAGUCCAGCNGCACACCUCACAGGGGCCAAUGCUAGUCUGAUGGGCAAAGGGGGCCUACUGCUGUGGGAGACACAGCUAGGCCUGGCCUUCCUGAGGGGCCUUGACUACCGCAAUGGGGCCCUGGUGAUGUCCCAGGCUGGCUACUAUUACAUCUAUUCCAAGAUGCAGCUGGGUGGCGUGGGCUGCCCACGGGGGCUGGCCAGCAGCCUGCCUAUCACCCAUGGCCUCUACAAGCUCACACCCUGCUACCCCAAAGAGUUGGAGCUCUUGGUCAGCUGGCGGUCACCCGUGUGUGGUCAGUGGUCAGUCAACCCCCACGUUUGGUGGGACAGCAGCUUCAUGGCUGGCAUGGUGCACCUGGAGGCCGGGGAAGAAGUAGUCGUCCGUGUGCUCUACGAGCAUGUGGUCAGACUCCAGGACAGAACGUGGUCCUACUUUGGCACGUUCAUGGUUGAUGGUGAAUUGAAUGGGGAUCUGGCAGGCAGAGAUCUCAGAGGGUGCCUCAGGAGACAGAGAACCUAG